AUGAAGUUUCGUCGCAGCCUGAGACUGCCCCGAGCCGAUAACUCUGGGUUGUCUAACACCUCCUUCACCCGACUGCGCAUCGUUCUUUUCAUGGUCAACUUCAUCAAAUGGGCCAGCGCCUGCAUUGUGAUGGCCAUUGUAUCUUACUUUAUUCACGAUUAUUCGAGGGAUUUGCAUACAACAUAUCAAGAGAUCAUUGCUUGCACCAGCAUCGGUUUCUUCUUGCCCACCAUCCCCCUGGCAUUUCACAAACGCUUCACAGUUCAACUCAUCCCCUUGGACUACAUCUACUCCCAUCUGUGGGUGACCGCAUUCAUUUUUGCCGCGGAAGACUACAACCGACAUCCUUGCUCUAGCGUCUCGCCACCAGGCGUCAGAAAAUGCUCGCUGAAGUACGCACUUGAGUCUUGGUGCAUUAUUGCUGUCGCUUUUUGCGUCUUCUCCACGAUUGUUCAGGUCUUGAUAUACAGAAGUGAACGGGACGUCCGUCACUCGAUGCUCCUAGAAAAGACCCGCCAAUCUGUGGAAACAACAGAUGGUGUACAGGAUACUACUGGCCCGGAAGCAGUUGAGCCCGUCAGUCAGGCAUAA
Molecule: messenger RNA, 591 nt
Organism: Fonsecaea nubica
Lineage: Eukaryota; Fungi; Ascomycota; Eurotiomycetes; Chaetothyriales; Herpotrichiellaceae
Exons: 2
Coding region: 1-591 (196 amino acids)
Cellular component (GO): membrane
Source: RefSeq, a predicted model, not a curated record